AUGGACGACGACAAUGGCGACCAAAACUCGUCGCGGGCCCCCAGCCCCGGCGCCUUCAAGUCCUCGCGCAACUACGACAGCGACGACGUCGGCGAGCUGAGCUUUGCAGGCGACAACAUGGCCCGAUCAUCGUCGUCCAAGUCCAAGUCCGGCCGCCGCUCCCAGGGCGCCGCCGCGGCCACGGGCGCCGGCGGUGCUGGCUCGUCCUCAGCCAGCACCGUUGGCAAGAUCAGGCACCUCAAGAAGGAGGAUGGCGAGCCGCUCUGGCGCAAGGACAUCCAGUACGACUUCCUGCGCGCCGUCUUCGACAACACCCGCGCCGUCUUCACCAACAGCUACGACCUCCACCAGGACGAGAAGCAGACCUUUGCCGACCUGUACAUCGACACCAUGGCCAGGAGCAGCAAGACCAGCAAGGUCCUCCGCGACAAAUUGCUUAGUGAUCGAGAGGCCGCGAAGAGCAUGGCCAUGGUGUGUCUGCUGGUCAACGUCGGCCGCAUGAACACCACCCUCAACUUCUUCCCUGAGAUGCGCGCUCAGCUACGUACCUACCACGCCAUCCCUUCUCUCCAAGCCUACCAAGAUGCCACGGCCUACAAGCAGCUGCAGGACGCCCCCAGACUCAAAUCCAUCCUGAAGGGCGCCGCCGAGGAUCGCGAGGAGCCGCACUCUCUCAACGACUUCAAGGCCCUGGACGUCCCCAGAACCAACCCCGUGAACCUCAUCUUUCUCAUCUGCCAGCAGGCGGCACAGAUUGCCGAGCUGCACUUCGCCAAGGGCGGCGAGUUUCACGACCUCAUCAUGCGAACCGAGUAUACGAGCGCCUCUCGUGCCAACGCCUUCCUCUGGCUGAUGUGGCAGUAUCUUGAAUCUGACUUCACGGAAGAGGGAUGCGAAGAGAACCCUUUUGGCGCGGGUGUCGACUAUGGCAGAGAUCUUGCCAACCAGGGUGUCCCACGCAUGACACCCCUCUCCCCCGAGGAGGAGGCUGCGGAGAAUAUUGAUCCCCAAGAGGAGAUCGACUUUGGUCGGGAGAAGCAGGGCCAUCGCGCCAAAAUCAUAGCUGCCGAUGCUGCAUAUCUACAGGAUCACCAAACAAAGUCCCGAACCCAAAGGAGCAAGGCCGUCGAGGACGGUCCCGCCGCCGCUAUUCUACCUCGCAUCAGACCCUCUAAGCAUGAGUCGGACGUUGAUAGCACCAGAUCUACUCCGCCGCCGAGGGCCAUUGGCCGUCUGAACGCCAGCGGCACCGGUGCCGGACGUCGGGGCGCCUCCCUCAAGUACCAGCUCUUUGACGCCUCAUCACCUGCCGGUCCAGCUAAUGCCAGCUUCGACGGCGUCAUGCCUCGAAAGCCCCGACCUCCCACGGCACACCAACUCGCCGUUGAGCGCAACAGAAACCAGCGUGUCGAGUACAUCCUCACCCGCGAUCUGCGGAAGGAGCACCACAAGGCCCGCAAAUUACGGCGGCAGGAGGGUGCCCUGGUCAGAGCCAAGCGUCGUCUUGAGGCUAUGCCCGACCCUCUAGCGGACAGCGAUGACGAGGACUACAGAUACCCGGCAGAGAAGAACCCGGCCGCUUUCCGUAGCAGGGGUGUAGGCGGGCUCGCCCCUCUCACCGUCGAGGUCGAUGAUUUCGGCGAGGAGCUGGCCUCAUACUCAGCUUCUCUGCGACGCGCAAACCGUCGCCUUGUUCGUUGGGAGGCUCACGGCGGCGACCUGGGUGUUAUUCGACCGGGCAGAAAGAACCGACGAUCUGCCCCUGCCAACGGUUCUCCGGGCCUCACAAAUGGCGCCUCGCACAGCUUUGACAGCAACAUGACCGGCACCAACGGCAACGCCAACGGCGAUGUCACCAUGGAGGACGCCGACGACCUAGACGACAUGGAGAAGGAGCUCCUCGGCCUCGGUGGCGACGAGGACGAAGACAAGGACGAGGAUGAGGAGCUCGACGAUGUCGACAAGACCCUGCUGGGCAUGGACGAGUCCGGCGUGGACGAGUCCGGCGGCGAGGACUAG
Molecule: messenger RNA, 2019 nt
Organism: Neoarthrinium moseri
Lineage: Eukaryota; Fungi; Ascomycota; Sordariomycetes; Amphisphaeriales; Apiosporaceae
Exons: 2
Coding region: 1-2019 (672 amino acids)
Cellular component (GO): Ino80 complex
Source: RefSeq, a predicted model, not a curated record